Messenger RNA from Radiomyces spectabilis, 521 nucleotides. RefSeq lists its product as uncharacterized. Bases 105 to 521 code for a protein of 138 amino acids. NCBI's taxonomy places the organism in Eukaryota, Fungi, Mucoromycota, Mucoromycetes, Mucorales, Radiomycetaceae. The record is from RefSeq and is a predicted model, not a curated record. The transcript has 4 exons.
AAAACCAUUUUCUUGCAUUUUAUCGGUUAUCUUGCUUAUUUUCUCAACGAGGUUGGCGCUCCUUCACCUGCUUCCCGAUUCAUACUGCCUGGUCGCCGCGGUACAUGCUGAUUGACACGCGGAUCCUAUAUACGCAAAAUCUCAACUUGAACCAAAGAAACGUUAAAGGACUAAGCAACCUUGAUCUGUGGAGCCGGGUCGUGGAUCUCGACAGCAGACCUUUCAAGCAAACGAAGGGCAAAGGUUUGUCAUUUUAUGGAACUCUGCAGACAGAUGGCGUAGGGGUGAGUGCCAUCAAGCAAAAUUUUGCAAGUCGCAAAGGAGGCCGGGAAAAAAAAGGCGAAGAUGUACCAUGCCUGGAGGGCCGCUGUGUGUUGGUCGACCCAGGACGAACGGAUUUGCUUUUCUGCACGACGUAUCUCAGGAACUAUCGCAUUUCUAUGCGAACACGACCUCAAAUCUAUCAGUAUACCCUCUUUUCCGAAAACUACGACUCUCAGCCUAUUUUAAUCAGUGCCUAG